Messenger RNA from Plectropomus leopardus (leopard coralgrouper), 889 nucleotides. RefSeq names its product 3-hydroxyacyl-CoA dehydratase 4 (gene hacd4). Gene Ontology annotation, biological process: sphingolipid biosynthetic process; fatty acid elongation; very long-chain fatty acid biosynthetic process. The record is from RefSeq and is a predicted model, not a curated record. Gene Ontology annotation, molecular function: 3-hydroxyacyl-CoA dehydratase activity. Gene Ontology annotation, cellular component: endoplasmic reticulum membrane. Lineage: Eukaryota; Metazoa; Chordata; Actinopteri; Perciformes; Serranidae.
GAGUUGACAUCCUUAUUUAUUUUGUCUUAUCCAAAAAUGAAGAGAAAUUUAAGGGAAUGUUGCUCCAUUGUCUUUAAAGUCAGUAACAUCAGCAUGAAGUAAGAGGCUGGUCUGUGUUCACAGGAGCCACAAACAAAAUGAUUCUCUUCAAACUCACACUGGGACUAUGAGCAGCGCCGCUUACCUGCAACAACCUAAAGGAGAAAGAGAAUGUUCAGCUUCAGGCUCGCCUACAUUUUCUCGUAUAACCUGUUCCAGUUCUGUGGACACACAUGGAUCCUGGCUAACACCAUAGCCAGGUUUCUCACAUUUGGGAAAGAUGCCCUGGCAGACACAUUUUACUCCGUUGGCUUUGUGAUGAGUCUGUGCCAGCUGCUGUCCAUCCUGGAACUCUUCCACAUCGCAGAUGGGAUUGAGAAAGCUCGACUCCUCCCUCGCUUCGUCCAAGUGAUGGAGAAGAACCUCCUGCUGAUCAUGGUCAUCAUGCUGGAGGAGAUCCAGAGCAAACCAGUGGUGUGUGCACAGUUCUUCUUGUGGAACAUUCUGGACCUCCUGCGGUACCCACAUGAGCUGCUGUGUGUUCUGGACACGCCGUCCAUCGCUAUGCUGUGGACUCGCUACACACUCUGGAUCCCCUUAUACAUCCUGUCAGCAGCCACUGAAGGUGUCACCAUAUACCAGGCCCUGCCGUAUGUUAAGCCAGCAGCAGCAAACUCAUCCUCUCUCAACUCCACGGUGUCCACACACGUUCACCUGCCUUUAAUGCUGAUGCUCUCGCUUCCGAUUCUGGCUCUCGGGGCCUCUGUGACUGUGUGGCAACUGCUGAAGGAGAGACAACACCACCUGGACAAAUGGAACAAGAAGAUGAAGAGGAAAUGACACUUGACAA